This is a messenger RNA of Coregonus sp. 'balchen', 1399 nucleotides long. The record is from the annotation of a GenBank genome assembly. NCBI's taxonomy places the organism in Eukaryota, Metazoa, Chordata, Actinopteri, Salmoniformes, Salmonidae.
AUGAGCGUGUGGAUCUGUAAACCCACAGGCCUUAAGCAGGGGUGGGGCAUCUUCCUCCUGAGGAGCCAGGAAGACAUCUCGGCCUUUAGACUCAAGCUGCAGAACAUUGCAAAGAGUCAGUGCAACAGGAAGCUGCCUUUUCGCCUGCCCCAGGCAUGCAUCGUGCAGCGGUGGGUGAACACUAGGGCUGUGAACGCUACUCCAUUAGGACGUUCAGUACUGUGUCUGCCAUAAGGAAUUGCAGAUGAUAUGAUCAUAUCAUAGAAAUAGAUAGAGGACAUCUUUGUAUCUGAGCCGUUAUAGUGUCUGUGACAGCAUGGACAGCGUCAUUAAGGCAAUCUCCAAUUUGAAGUAGUUCAUUUUCUUCUUCACGAUUGGCUGAUCCCUCCUGAUGACCCGGUUGAACAUGACUCCAGCAGGGUCACAAGGAGGGAUCAGCCAAGGAAGUUGGAAGACCCACCCAGUUGACUACAUUAAAAUGGUGGAAGUCCUUAAUGCCGCAUCCCAUGCUGAUAUGGCCUUUUUGACAACUAGAGGUCUCUAUCAUUUUCUAUGGAUCAUAUACAUUCUAUAAUUUUUAUUUAAUUCAAUGUGGUUAUACUGUAGUACUCCGCAGCGGCCACGCAGCUUGUAUAAACCAAAUUUAGAAAAGUGUUUGAAAAUUCUCCAUGAAUUGCAAAGCUGCCAGUGUCAACCAGAAUCGGAUAUGUUAUUCCAUUUCUUACCAACAGAGGGAAUACAAGAUCUGUUUUUAAAAGAGAUGUACUGUAGAUACAACGCUUUGGGCCUGUAUUCAGAAAGAGUCAGAGUAUGAGUGCUGGUCUAGGAUCAGUUUUGCUUAUAGAUCAUAGUGAAUAAGAUUAUAUGGACUGGCGUGGAUUAGAAUGUAUAAUAACUAAUGUUUCCUCAGGUAUGUCCAGAACACUCUGCUCCUGAAGGUGAGAAAGUUUGACGUGUGCUUCUACUUCCUCAUUGUCUGCACCUCACCCUACAUGGUGUUCUUUCGCCAUGGUUACGUACGCUUCCUGUGACCUUUAUGACCCCAACUCCCACAACCUCGCUUCCCAUUUUACCAAUAAGGUGAGUAGAAAAAGGAUGCUUCUCUUGCUCAGCUUGCAAAAUUAUUUUGCAUCCCUUGACCUGCAAGUUUAGUAAUAUAAGCUGAGUAUCACUAUUUCAGAAUCAGGUUGUCAACAGAUGCAUCGCCAUAGGAUACUGCAUGAAAAUAGACCAGAAACCAGGUCAUAAAAUAAUGGUACCAGUCCAGUUUCAAACUUGGCCCUGUAACAACUCUCUCUCUGGCCAAUUCAUGUGUAUCCUGGUCCCCCUGCUGUACAUGCAGAAGAAGAACCCUCUGUACAGUGUGCUGAAGGAGGAGACCGUCUGGUCCAUGGACUGA